CUUCUGUCAGUUGUGACGCAUGCGCAGUUUCUCUGUGCUGCGGCUCGCGAGCCUGUCAGGGAAGUUUCUCCUGUCAUGACUCAGUAACAAGCCCUCAAAUACCCGGAGCUUCUCCUUCAUUUCGCGCUCCUCCGACUCCUCUGGGUUCGGUCCGGGUCCCUGCCCGGUUCUGGUUCCGUUAUGAAGCCCCCCGGGACAUAGAGCUCGUCGCCAUGGCCUCUGUGACCGUGAGCCCGGCGGCUCGGGGCAUCGACAGGCAUCGGAAGUCCUUCUCGCUGCUGUUCUACCGGGCCGUGCGGGACCUGAAGCCGGUCUGGAUGCUGGAGGACAUGCGGACCAUGGAGACCUUUUACGAGGACGAGCACGCCCGCCAGAGGAUCUACACGCCGUCGGAGGCGCUGCUAUACGCCAUCGUCCACGACCACCAGGCGUACGCGGCGUACCUCCUCAACAGAUACCCGGACGAGGCGCUGGCCAAGCCCGGGGAGCGCUUCUGCUGCUGCCCGUCCUCCGCGCCUCUCACGGCCACGGCGGUCCGCUACGACCGGCGCUCCAUCCUCAGGCUGAUCCUCCAGCAGAGUCGCGGAGAGCCGAGCGGCUGCCUCCGCUCCGAGGACGGCCGGACUCCGCUCCAUCUGGCCUGCGAGCUUCUGCGGCCCGAGGCGGCACUCAUGCUGCUGGGGAGCGGGGCGUCCCCGCUCGCCCGGGACCGCGGCGGCCUGACCCCGCUGGACGUCACUCUGGAGAAAAUGCGGGAGGCCUCCGGGAGGAGCGGCGGGGAGAGGAGGCGCUGCCUGGACAACCUCCUGAUGUUCACGCCGAGGCUGGACUUCCAGAUGAGGGCGGCUCUGGAGCAGGAGCCGCAGAGCUGGAGCCGGGACCUGGGGGAGGAGACGUACCGGUACCUGACGGGACGCAGUCCGGCCCCGCUGGUCCUCAUCACCAUGCAGACGAUCGUCAGGCAGCUGAGCCCCCAACGCUUCCCAGACAGCCUGCACGAGCUCCCCAUCCCCUCCUCCAUGAAGCCGCCGGGUCUGCCCCUGGGCCAGCGGGGCGGGCGGAGGCUGCUGUAGCAGAACCAGAACCAGGACACCAUGCAUGCUGGGCGUGAGUGAUGUGGGGGUCAGUUUGCAUGAGCCCAGAAAGACUGCUAAUUACUGACAUGAAAUGCACUGAAGUGAUCUUAUAGAUCAUUAACAACAUGAUUAUUUUCAUUAAACGAGAAUCUAAAUAAACCAGUUUGUUUUCUUCUAAACCUGCAACAUAUUCCACACUAUGGAACUUUAUCCAUCAGCUAAACUGCUUUAAAAACUCGUUAAAAACUCAAAUUUUAUGAAAAUUCUUAUAUUGUGGAUCAACUUUUUAGUUUUUUUUUUAUUGUAUUUUUAAGUGGUUGAAAGAUCUAUUUCAGAAAGCAGUUACUAAAUACUCUAUGGGCACUUUGUCAAUGCAAACUUGCCCAACUGCUCAUUAAUGCAAAUGUCUUUUUUUAAACUUUAUUAACAAAACUUAAGAUAUAUACAUAAACAAACAAACAAAAAAAAAAA
Oryzias melastigma (Indian medaka) is the source of this 1547-nucleotide messenger RNA. RefSeq lists its product as uncharacterized. The coding region runs from base 213 to 1073 and encodes 286 amino acids. NCBI's taxonomy places the organism in Eukaryota, Metazoa, Chordata, Actinopteri, Beloniformes, Adrianichthyidae. The record is from RefSeq and is a predicted model, not a curated record. The transcript has a single exon. Gene Ontology annotation, molecular function: protein binding.